GGAAGUUUGGUCGAUCCCUCUAAGAAUUUAUAACUUCGGAAUGAACUCUCUCUUCUCAACCCACAUUUUCCCUUACAAUAGCAAUAGCAAUACCAAAUUUAUUUAAAAACAAUUGAAUCCUCCCAGCAAAAUGGAAAACGUCGAAUUUGAUGUGAUAGUCAUCGGAGGAGGAAUAAUGGGGAGCUGCACGGCUUAUCAAGCUGCCAAACGCGGCCUUAGGACUCUUCUCCUGGAGCAAUUCGACUUCCUCCACCACCGCGGCUCCUCCCACGGCGAGUCCAGAAUCAACCGCGCCACUUACCCGAAACAAUAUUUUACGAAAAUGGCCUUAGCCGCCGAACCCCUUUGGCGCGAAGCCGAAGCCGAGAUCGGCUACAGUGUCUACUUCCGGACCCCACAGCUCGAUAUGUGCCCUGCCACCAACAAGAGGCUGCAAGCCGUCGUCUCCAGCUGCCGGAACACAUCCCUUCCGGUCCGAGUUUUGGAUCCAAAACAGGUGAAGGAACAAUUUGACGGCCGCUUUCAUUUGCCGGAGGAUUGGGUCGGCGUCGUGACUGAGUUCGGCGGCGUUAUUAAGGCGACCAAAGCCGUUUCCAUGUUCCAAUCCCUAGCCGUUAAGCACGGCGCGACUCUCAGAGACCACGUGGAGGUUAACGGUGUGGAGAGAGAUGAUCGGACGGGUGGCAUCUCCGUCACCGCAAAGAAUGGUGAUAAGUUCCUCGGGAAAAAAUGUGUAGUCACUGUCGGCGCGUGGGCGCAAAAAUUAGUUAAAACCAUCACCAACGGCCGAAUGGUGCUUCCCAUUCAGCCGUUGGAGACGAACGUUUCCUAUUGGAGGAUAAAACCCGGUCACGAAGAAGAGUUCACCAUCGGGUCUGGCUUCCCGGUGUUCGCGAGCUACGGAAUUCCGUACGUGUACGGAACGCCGUCGUUCGAGUACCCCGGGCUGCUGAAGGUUGGUUGGCACGGGGGACCCGAAUGUGAGCCGGAUCGCUGCACCUUUGCGCCAUCGGCGAGUGCUCAGACUUCACUGAAACAGUGGAUAGAGGAACGAUUCGGGGGUAAGGUGGACUCGUCUGCGCCGGUAAUGUCGCAGUCGUGUAUGUAUUCAAUGACGCCGGACGAGGACUUCGUAAUUGACUUCCUGGGCGGGAAGUUCGGCAAGGAUGUGGUGGUUGCCGGCGGGUUCUCCGGCCACGGGUUCAAAAUGGGGCCGUUAAUAGGCCAGAUUCUGGCGGAUCUUGUCUCAACCGGAUCUUCAACUAACUCACCUGGCCUGGAUCCUUUCAGGAUUGAUCGGUUUAAGGAAAAUAGUAAGGAUCAAGUUGAAUGAUUUUGACUUUUUUUUACCAUCAACUCAAGCUCUAAUGCCAGGCGGGGUUUCUAUCUAGUCUAGCUUUUUAAAUAAAGCGUGGGCCUUCAUGAUUUUGAAGCCCAUGAACUACUCUAAAAAAACAUGGAUCCGGAGCCUCUACCUUACUUUAGAGUAAGGUAGAGUGUCUUGCUUCCUCCCGAUCGUCCGAUCGAUAAUUCAACGGUCGGAGAUCUUGGGCUCCAUUUUUCGCCAAUCUCGAGGCUGUGUUGGCCGCUCCCCUCCCGUCCGAUGCGCAAGGCACCCUCCUAGUCGGGUAGAGGAUCCCAAUCCAAAAAACAUUGAUGGGUUUUAUGUAGGUUGAGAAUAAAC
Cuscuta epithymum is the source of this 1684-nucleotide messenger RNA. The record is from the annotation of a GenBank genome assembly. Lineage: Eukaryota; Viridiplantae; Streptophyta; Magnoliopsida; Solanales; Convolvulaceae.